This is a messenger RNA of Annulohypoxylon truncatum, 976 nucleotides long. RefSeq names its product NAD(P)-binding protein. Bases 70 to 891 code for a protein of 273 amino acids. NCBI's taxonomy places the organism in Eukaryota, Fungi, Ascomycota, Sordariomycetes, Xylariales, Hypoxylaceae. The record is from RefSeq and is a predicted model, not a curated record. The transcript has 5 exons. Gene Ontology annotation, molecular function: oxidoreductase activity.
GGAGUAGUUCCCAAUAACAUCUAUUGCUUCGAUUAUUUUAAUACUUGUGUGAUUAAAAGAUCUUGUGAUAUGGAUAUUACCGGGAAUGCCUUCGUCACUGGGGGAGGAAGCGGUAUCGGUAAAGCUGUGUGCUUGGCCUUGGCCAAAGAGGGAGCCAGUGGAGUCCUCAUAGUAGAUGUUGAUCUCAAAGCUGCUGAAACAACAGCCACUGAAGCCACCGCCGUCGCCUCGAACCCGAGCUUCCGUGCCGAGGCCAUCAACGCCGAUGUCACGGUCGAGGAAUCGGUAAAGGAGGCUGUCGCACGCAUGGCUCGGUCCUUUGGGCGCGUUGACUACUGUGUUCACUGCGCAGGGAUCACCGUACGGAGCUGCACACCUAUAGAUGAGGCUAGCUUUUCCGAAUUCCAGGUCCUUCUGUCAAACCACGUACACGGAACGUUUCUUGUCACCAGUAAAAUUUCGGCACUCAUGAAGACCCAAGAGCUAAAGCCAUUAGAUACGGCCAGCCCGCAGCUAGGAGGCGUCCGUGGAGCAAUUGUCAACCUGGGUUCCGUGCUUUCCAAUUGGGCGAUACCUGGCAUGGUGCCAUACACUGCUGCUAAACAUGCUGUCUUGGGGAUUUGUAGGACUGCAGCUAUUGAUCAUGCAGCAUCCGGUAUCCGCGUAAAUUGUAUAUGUCCGACCUGGGUGGACACGCCAAUCCUCUACCGGACUAUGGAGCUGACUCCGGGGCUCGACAGCGAGACGGUUUUGCGUGGUAUACCGAUGAAUCGGAUAUGCACGCCAAAGGAAGUUGCCGAUGCAACCCUCUUUUUGUGUAGUCCAAGAUCAAGUUUCAUCACUGGAAUCGCCUUAAACGUAGAUGGUGGCCAUGAUAUAGCCCGCUUCUAGGCUUGGAUGAACAGAAAAUACGUCACAUAAUGGCACCACGAAUGAUAUACGAUUAAGUGUACCUAUGCAGGGUUAGAACAAAUAC